Molecule: messenger RNA, 573 nt
Organism: Mercenaria mercenaria
Lineage: Eukaryota; Metazoa; Mollusca; Bivalvia; Venerida; Veneridae
Exons: 5
Coding region: 116-397 (93 amino acids)
Cellular component (GO): respiratory chain complex IV; mitochondrion
Source: RefSeq, a predicted model, not a curated record
UAACGGGCAGAGAUGUUUACUUAUUCUCACAACACUGUAUUUGUAACUCUGAGCCGCACAAGGUCGAACACAAUCUCGUUGUGAUCACUACUUGUACAUACAGACCUGAUCAAGAAUGGCUUCUGCUGGACCUAUUAGCGAUGACCCAGCCUAUAACAGCUAUGACCCAGGCUGGACCUCCAACUCGCCACCAUUUGAUGCUAGAUACCCGCAUCAGAACCAGAUGACAAACUGUAUUCGUAACUUCAUGGACUAUCAUCGAUGCAAACAGAUAAAAGGAGAAGACUAUGUGAAUUGUAACUACUUCAAAAAGGUGUAUAUCAGGAAAUGUAAUCCUACUACGCUUGAGAAGAUGGAAGAACAAAUGGAAAAUGGAAUCUUUCAAUACAGACUAUAGUGUCUAUUGAUUGCUUGACCAACAAACAUCAGGAUUUUUUUUUUAGAAUAGUUUCAAAAACUUUAUUAAUGCCCAUGAAUAUGAAGGUUUUAAGAGACUGAAAAUGAAACAGUUUAGCAGAAAUACCAGUUUGACUGAUAAUUUUGUUGUCUGAAAAUAAAUAAAUAAAAAGUAAA